Molecule: messenger RNA, 7380 nt
Organism: Parasteatoda tepidariorum (common house spider)
Lineage: Eukaryota; Metazoa; Arthropoda; Arachnida; Araneae; Theridiidae
Biological process (GO): regulation of cell adhesion; regulation of signaling
Molecular function (GO): protein binding
Source: RefSeq, a predicted model, not a curated record
AGUCAAAACACUGCAGAACUCUGUAACAGCGGUCUUCCAUAUGGUUUAAAGAGAUCGACUGAUGAAAACGUAAGAGUGCCGGUGUUCUUUAUUUUUUGAGAAUCAGUAACAGCUUGUUGUUUGCAAAUAAAAAUAGACAUUGCACUUCCUUACUAUUAAAUGGUGUGUGACUUAUAUCUUCUAACUUCUUGAGGAUUGUGACUAAUUCACAAUUGAAUACCGAUUAGACGAGUAGAUCAUCAUUGUUUUAGGGCUAUUUUAUACCGGAAGAGUUAAAGACGAGGUCAGGAAAAUCUGGAAACUAUCUCUACCGAAGACUUUUGAAACUACUGAUGACUUAACAAGUGGUUUUCAAUGGAUGAUAAGAAGGGUUUGAAGGGUUCUAGAUUUUAUUUCCUGGGUUAAAAAUGCCUGGCAGUACUGCACUGUUUCAGUCUGAUCAAGAUGAAGAAACAAAGAAAAGUGAACAUCUAGCUUCAAAUAAGCAGCCUCCUCCUGUAGUCCCUCGUAGAGCAACUGUGACCCUGCAGUCUUGGCAAUCUGUAACACCUACAAGUGAAAGUUAUGGAGAUAACAAACAUGCUCGCUCCUCCUCUAUGGACAGUCUUGAAAGCAGCGGCAGUAGUAGUUCUGGCGGAGGUUAUGGUAUUUCAAAUAAUCUCUGUAAUGAACCAAAAAUGGGUGAAUACAUUCCCACUAGGCUUGCCACAAAAGCACCUAAACCACCCUCUAAUCCCCUACAAUUUGUAAAGGUUCAGUCUCCAUUAUAUAAAAAGGCUGAACUGCAAAUAAAGCUAACUAAAGAAGUAAAGAUUUGUAGAGAGGCUCUAAAAGAAGGAGAAGAGGAAUGGCAAUCAGUUAGUAUAUUACAAAAGAAUCUGGAUAACUGGAAAUCUCGAAGGCGAAAGGUUACUGAAAGGGUUAUACAGAGAGCUGAAGAAAUGCGACAAAUUGAAGCAGAUGAACAGCUCAAACAAGAACAGAACCUUAUGCAGCAGAGAAGAAUCAAAAAAUUUUCUGAAAUGGUUGAAGGAAGAUCUGCUCGAAGUUACAGUCUUGAUUUGUAUAUUGGUCAAGGUGACGAUAGUGGUUUAGGUGGAACUCCAGAGCCUGAUGAUGUAAUAGAUAGUCAGUGCUCUAUCCUGCGAUCAGAUACAAGUGAAGGAAUGACAUCUGAAGCUGAGAGCAUUGACAGUGAUUCACAUAGAUCAGAUAAAGUUUUGGAAAAGGAGCCUCCAGUUGUACCUAAAAAACCUCUUUCAUGGCUCAAGAGAAAUGUUUUUAAUCAUUGCAACAAGCCACAGUCACCAACUGAAAGUUCUUUAGCUGAUAUUAGUGAUAAAGGCUACGACAAUAACUCUUCCACUGAACAAUCUGAUGCUGAAGGUCAUGUUUGUGAUAGUGAAACUAUAUCUUCUGAAGAAGAUAUUUGUUUUGUCGAUACUCAUAAGAUUGAAUCAGAUCAUGAAAAUGCAGAUGAUCAUAAUGUUGAGGAAUAUGUCCCAGAGAAUGAUAUUCUGGAAACAAUGGAAAAUGACAAAAGCAGUUCAAACUCUCAAUCUGCUAUGGAAUGUUGUGAUGCAAAAUCUACAUUUGAUCUUCAGACUAAGGUGUGCAAUCAAACUCGUUCAUUCAAGUUGUGUAUUAAACCUGGGGACAAUAAAGGUUUUGGGUUCAGCAUUAAAGGAGGCAAAGAUCUAAGCUGUACACCUUGUAUAGACAGUGUUUUACAGGAUGGCCCAGCUUACUUAAUUGGAUUGAAAGAUGGAGACGAAAUAGUUUCUUUGAAUGGGGAACUUGCUUGCGCAUAUAGUCAUGCUUCUCUUUUAUUCACAAUCAAGCAAGCUGUGCAUACAGGAGUUCUUGAUUUGGAAAUUUCUAGAGUUACUUCAAAGGAUUUCACAAAAGGGAAAGUACAGAAUAAGCCUGCAAAUAAAUCCUCAUUUGCUGAAAAACUUGCAAAGUUUAGCUCUGGUGUCAAUUCGAACUCUGACACUUCCCAUACAUCAGUAAAGACAGAUGUCAAAGAAUCAUUAGUUUUGAGACGACGAUCAGCCUUUGAAAAUGGAAAGUCAGAAAAGGUUAUUCAACGUAGGGCUUCUUGUUUGUUAGAAGAAACUUCAAAUUUAAAGAGAGAUAGUAUUGAAAAAAGAUUUUCUGCUGAUUUUUCUUCUCAAUCUCUUCAGAAAAAUGGAGUUGCCAAAAAAGAUCCUCCUCCACCUGUCCCUGUCAAACCUAAACUUAGACCAAAACAGUUAACUAAAUCUCAAACUAUAGAUGAUUCUGAAUGUGAUAGUUUGUCUCAAAUAGACAACUUUGGUGCCAAUGAUACUACUCAUCUUCCUUUAGAACCUGUAAAUAAUGAACAAUUCAAUUAUGUUAACCCGAUUUCAUUUCCUGAUACAUUGCAAGUUGAGGAAACUGAGAACUUUGAACAAAAGAAAGCAAAAGCAUUUCAUUCACCAACUUCUGUUAACAAUUCUUGUUUUUCAGAACUAUCAUCUGUCAAUAACAAUAUCACAGUAUUAAAUAUCACAAGUCAACCACAUAAAAUUGUGCAUCAAUUGAGUCUUAAUAUAGAAGAAAAAAAUGCAGUUGAAAAUAUACAGGACUCGUGUGCUGAUUUGGAAGACAUAAGUAAAAGAAUAAGUUCAGAUGUUGAAACAUUUAAGGAUAAAGUAGUUUUAGUAAAUGAAACUCUAGUUGAAAGAGAUUUAUCUCCAAUUUACACCACUGCCAUUGAAGUGUCUUUUCAAAAUGUAAAUAAUAGUAAUACAAGUGAUUGUAUGGAAUUUACUCCCACACCGUUUGCUCAGGAUAUACCAAGUAGUAAUAAUGAUGUAGACUCUGAAACAAAUAAACUUGAUGAUAUUUAUGUAAGUGCCUGUAAUCCAGCAUGUAAAGAUAUAGAAAGUAUAAAUAUAUGCAGUACUGUACUUGAAUCUUUAAAUUUGGAAUCUAAAGAAGAAAAUAUUAAUGAACUUGCACCACCUGAUUUUGAAAACCCACCUGUCAAUACCAAUGCAGAUAAUGUAGUUGCUGAAGAUAAUCCUUCACCAUUGUGCUUAUCAUUAGAGAAAACUGAUGAUGAUGAUGGGGUGUCAGCAAGUACAACUACAUCAUCAGAUACUCCUGAUACUGAAACUGUUAUUGAAACUCUUCCAUCAAACCUAUCUCCACUGCCAAAUGAUGAGUCAAAUGGUGAGGAAACAACUAAUCAUUUGAACAAUUAUGAAGAAGAAGAAACUAUUAGAGAUGAGUCAGAGAAAGAAACUGCUGAUUUAAAUUGUACUGCAACUGAUAAUGUCAAUGCAGUACAUCUUAGCUCAUGUACAGAACUCCAAAGAAAUAACAUUGAUGAACCUGAUUUUAGUGCUAAUCUUGAUUUUGCUUUGUCAGAUGAUGCUUUCAUUGAUGAGGAAGAAUAUCGUAGAGAGUUGGAUGAAAGCUUAGAUCAAAUUACUUCUCUUGAUGUUAUUGAUGAGAUUGAACAAAGAUUAAUGCAACAGUUAGAACAUCAAGAUGAUAAUUUUGAGGAUAUUAAUGAUGGUUUGGAAUUAGCAAGUGAAAUAAAUCAAGAUUGGAUUUAUUAUUCUGAAGCAGAUUUAUUAGAUGAUUUAACACCAAAAAAUCGUGAACCUCCAAGAGAGCCUCCUCCACCUCCUCCAGUUGAACCAGAAAUAGUCACUGAGGAGCCAUUAUCAUUAACUCGCUCAAGCUCAACAAAGCGAAUAAAGAAAGAAUUGUGGCGUCGACGAUCUGACUUUUUAGGGCUUGACUCAACUGAAAGUGGUAUUGAUGUUGACAACAUUAUACCCCCACCACCAGGAUUAGAAGAAAUUUUAAAGUUAGAACGUGAACAAAACCAAUGGUUAGAGAAAAGAUUGCUUAUAGCUGAGACUAUAGCUGAGACGGAUUCAUCUUUGUCAACUCAGUCAACUUUUGGAGAUUCUCAAGAUUUAGUGCCAUCUGAAUAUUCCUCAAGUUAUUUGUUAGAUGAUGAAGAGAACUCUAAGCCUGAUUUUGAUCCAAGUAGUGAAAACUGGCAAGAAAAUCUAGAGGAAAAUGUAUUUGAAUCUGAUUAUGACUCGUUCUCUACAUCUGUUUCUUGUCCCAUUCCUGAGGAAAGUUCAAAAGUUAAAGAAAGUCCCCAACAUAAAGCAAAACAAAAUAUUCAAAAUCUCGGUGCUGCUCCGAAAGCAAAAAUAAUGGAUAGUAACAAAUGGAUUACAGAGAGGGUUGCAUCUAUUAGUAAAAGAGUGACUGAACCUCUUUUCCGACAAACUAGUUACGAUCAAAAUUAUUGGAUUGCACAAGAUGCUGGUCGUAAGCACACAAGUCAAGUAGAUGUUCCAAACAGAAGAUAUUCCAUGACAUCCCAAUCGAAUACUCAUCCAGAUGUCACAUUACGUACAUGGGAUGAUAGAGAAAGUGAAUUUCAAAAGCAAAGACCACGAUCUGCUCAAUGGAAUUCUUCUAAUAGUAGAAUUUCAUACAAUUCUGAUUCAUGUUUGAAACAAAGUGUAUUACGCACACAAAGUCUUAAUGAUUAUGAAGACAUAGAAUGUAGUUCUGAUGUUCUAGAAUCAGAGGUACACAAGUGCUCAUGUUGUAAAGAAGGCCUCUCUGAAGGCUCAGCAAUGGGAAUUGAAGCCUUGAGGUUAUACUUCCACAUUGAAUGCUUCCGCUGUUGCAUGUGCCAAAUGCUGUUAGGAAAUGGAAUGUGUGGCACUGAUGUUCAAGUCAAAAAUAAUCAGCUUUAUUGUCCUAAUUGUUUUACAGUUGAUUAAGGACAAAUCUAAACAUUACGUAUUUCCUAAAUCAUGCAUGAGUGCAUGAACUUCUCAUUGUACAGAUAUGACUUAAAGAUAUAUAAUUGGAUGAAAGUUGAUUAUUCUCUAGAAAGAUUUCUGGACUGACUGAUAAAUUAAGCAAAUGCUUGAAACACAUUGAACUCAGCAUGUGAAGAAAUCUUGAAGAUUAAUCAAUGGCAUAUUUUAUUGAACUUAUUAAAUUAUUAGUGAAUUAUAACAUUAUAAAAAAUAUGUACAACGCUGUUCUUUUUGUAGCUUUCAUUGACUAUGUUCCUGUAAUAUCACUAUUUACAUAUUCAAAAAUGUAAGAGCACUGUAAAUGGCAUUUUAUGUGUUUGUGUGCUGCUGUUGUAUUCUUGCUUUUAAUGAAAACAAGUGAAUACAGCAAAUAUAUCAAAGUAAAAGUUAAAAAAUUAUAAAUUAUUAUUGCCAACUAAAAAAUUUUAAUUUUUUUCUAAUUACAUAUUAUAAGUUAAAUUAAUUUUUUUGCUAGUUUUAAAUAUAAUAUAAAUAUAUCUAAUAAAAUUAAAUAUAAAUUGUAUUAAAAUAUUCUUAUUUAAUAAUUGGGUUUAAAUGAUAUGAAAUUAAAGUUUAAAUUAUUUAAACAGAAUGGGUUGUGGAAUUCAUAAUUAGCCUUUACUUUGAAAUGCAUUAAUGAAAUUAUUUUCAAAUACAUAUAUAUUUUUUAAAUUUAAUUUUUUUUAUUGUUAACUUCUUUGAACAACAUCUCUUCUUUAAUAUAAACUGUUUUGUUACUUUGUCUAUUCAUAAUGAAAUAAUAGAAUAAAAUAAUUUUAAACUGUUUUAACUGAAUAAAUUUUAACAUUAACUUACAACUACAUAUGGCUUUAUGACAGUUUUUCUAGCACAAAUUUUACUAGUCUUAUUCUUUCUGCAAAAAGAACAAGAUUUAUGCAAAAAAAAUUAGGUGUUAGAAUUUGAUACAAUUUUUUGUGCAUUUAUAGAUGAAAUGUAAUAAAAUAUUUUCUAGAUUCCUAAUUGUGAUUUUAAAAAAUAAUUUCUUGUUAUCAAAGUGAUUUCUGUAAUAUAUACUGCAUGUUUGUUUUUAAUUUUGUGGUUGUGGAAGAAAGAUUUAAUAAUUUAUCUAUAUCUUUAGCUUAUUAAAUAUAAAUGCACUUUCCUUAAACUUUGAGCAGCUAUAACCUACGAUGUUUGAUUGCUGAAAUCCAGUGUUCCAUGAUAAUUUAUAAUUAUUUGUUCUACAAAAGAUAUAUUUAUUUUUAAAUUUGGGAAAUGAUAAUGAAUGAGCUAGAGAAAACAAGAGAUUUUGAAUUAAUAAUGAUUGUUUAGUAUUUAUUUUAGAAAUUUUUUAAAAAUAUACCUCUGAGAAAUUUUUAUCAAAUUUUUACUUCAAUCAAUUUUGAAAAUUGUUAUUCCAAAAGUUUAUAAAAUUUACCUGUGCUUUGUAGCUUUUUUUAAACACUUGUUUUAUGGUUAACUUUGUAUCAAUUUUUAAAAGUAGUAACUGUCAUAGAAGAUGUUUAAUUUAUUUGACUUUGUACAAGCAAUUUUACUUUAUCAAAAAAAAAUAUUUGGCAUAUUAGUAGUAAAAACUUAUCUCUCUUUAAAUUUUUUAUUUAAUAACAAAUAUAUAAGCUAUUAACGUUUAUGAUAGAAUACUUACUACUUUACUGGGCAUCCUUUCCUGUUAAGUUUUCAUAAAUUUUUCUUUAUAACAACUAUUCAGACAAAUGAAAAGCAAAAUCAAAAGGUGCUUGAUUUCUAUACUUCCCCUAAAAUAUUUAUUUGUAAUUAUGAUCUUGGUUCUGUUUGUCUAAGUUUUUAUCUCCAUCACAGCUCUUAUUUAAAGUUUUAUUUAAUUAUUAUCUUAGCACAGAUCUUAUCAUUAUUGUCAAUGUUCUAAUAUCUGUACUAAAUAUAGUUAUCUGAUCCCUAACAUUGAUGAUUUUUAUUAUUACCUUAAAAUUGUUAAUGUCCCUUAUAUUUGUUGUAGAUUAAGUUUUUCCUUGUAUAAGCAAACAUUAAUUUUAAUUAUUAUUUACGUUUAUUUUAAUUUAUGCCUUUACAUAUAUUGACAAAUAUACUUUGAAUUAAAUAAAUAUGUUUGGCAUAUUACUUGUUUUCAAAUUUAACCAUCAGCAAAUGUUUAACAUUGUAGUUGUUGCUUUUUUAAAACUUUUUUUUUUUACUUUUUUGUUGCAUGAUUUUUGUUAAAUGUUUUAUAAGGAUAUAAUCAAAACAUUUUCGUAUUCAUUUCAGCUAUGCAUUUCGUUUUUUUAAAUUAAAACAUGAUUUGUUAUUGUUUUAUCUCUUGCUGUAUUAUGUGCUCAUUAAAAUUUUAAAUGACUUUUCUAUUUUGACCAAUUUUAACACAUGGUCCAAAAUUAACUGAAGUUUAAGUACUGAAUCUUUUAAUAUCAGUAAUUCCAUUUUAUUUACAUAAACAAUUUUUAACUGUAUAGAUGUUGAUCAAAAUUUUAAAUGAAACAUUUUAUUAUACAUUUUAUGUGAGGAGUAUCUACUCUAUUGAGUUAUGUAAUGUUUUGAUAAACGAAAUUUGGAUAAUAAAUUUCUUUCAUUAAAA